AUGCUCUCUAACCGCCUCCCCCUCAUCGCGGCCGCUGGCUUCGCCCUGCUGUCUACCGUCGCCGCCGUUGCCCCCAUCGAGGUCCAGGGCGCCCAGUUCGUCGAUAGCAAGUCCAAGGACCGCUUCCAGAUCCUGGGCGUGGACUACCAGCCUGGCGGCUCUUCUGGCUACAAACCCCAGUCGGGUCAAGAUCCCCUAACCGACGCCGAUGUCUGUCUGCGCGACGCCAUUCUCCUGCAGCGCCUGGGAAUCAAUACCAUCCGCAUCUAUAAUGUCAGCCCCGACUUCAAUCAUGACAAGUGCAUGUCCAUCUUCAAUGCCGCCGGCAUCUAUCUCCUCCUCGACGUGAACACCCCCGAGUACGGCCAGCACCUUAAUCGCGAAGACCCCGCCUCCACUUACCACAAGGGCUACCUGAAGCACAUCUUCUCCGUAGUUGAGGCUUUCAAAGACUAUCCGAAUGUCCUAGGUUUCUUUGGCGCCAACGAGAUUAUCAACGAAAAGUCCGCUAAAGAGGUCCCCGCCUACAUUAGAGCUGUCCAGCGUGACCUAAAGGAAUAUAUCGCAAAACACUCUACUCGCAAAAUCCCCGUCGGUUACUCCGCCGCUGAUGUCCGUGAUAUUCUCGAGGAUACCUGGCAAUACACCUCCUGCGACGCUGGAGAUUCUUCCAACUCCGACUUUUUCGGCCUCAACUCGUACUCCUGGUGCGGCAACUCCAGCUACACUACCAGCGGCUAUGACAAGCUUGUCGCAAUGUUCAAAAACACCCCCCUCCCCGUCUUCUUUUCAGAAUACGGCUGCAAUGAGGUCAAACCUCGCGUCUUCUCUGAAGUCCAGGCCAUUUAUGGCAAGGAGAUGACCGAGGCCAUGUGCGGCGGCAUGGUCUACGAGUACACCAUGGAAGAAAACGAAUAUGGCCUCGUCUUGCUCGGCAACGACAAGAGUGCCAAACUCCUCGUCGACUACGACAACCUGAUGUCGCAGUACAAACAGCUCGACGUCAAGCAGCUCAAGAACUUGAACCCCAGCACCGCCUCCAACAAACCCGAAAAGUGCAAGUCCAGUCUCAUUAAAGCCAGCGGCUUUUACAACAAAUUCAAUAUUCCCAAGCUUCCCGAGGGCGGAAAGGAACUCUUGGAUAACGGCGUGGCUGGCGCUAAAAAAGGCAAACUCGUCUCCGUUGAUAAGACCAAGAUGGAGUCCAAAGUCACUGACAAGAACGGCAAUGCUAUCAACGGCUUGGAGCUGAAAGUUCUCAAAGAUGAUCAGUCCAACGUCCCUGGUGAGAACACCUCAGGUCAAGCUGCAUCCACUGGCCCUGCUGGUCCCAAGAAGACUGGCGCCGCCGCAAAAUCUGUUGCUGCUGGUGUCGCCCCCGUUCUCGCUGCAGUUGCUGCUAUAUUUACUCUCGUAGCAUAG
Molecule: messenger RNA, 1422 nt
Organism: Ophidiomyces ophidiicola
Lineage: Eukaryota; Fungi; Ascomycota; Eurotiomycetes; Onygenales; Onygenaceae
Gene: GAS4
Product: Glycolipid anchored surface protein 4 precursor
Exons: 5
Coding region: 1-1422 (473 amino acids)
Biological process (GO): fungal-type cell wall (1->3)-beta-D-glucan biosynthetic process
Cellular component (GO): fungal-type cell wall; cytoplasm
Molecular function (GO): 1,3-beta-glucanosyltransferase activity
Source: RefSeq, a predicted model, not a curated record